AGCUUAGGGAAACGGCCUGCUGGGGGUGUUGCUGCUUCUGGUGUGUGGGGUGUGGUGGUUCUGCUUGAUACAAGAAACCCGAGGAGUCUACCUAGAGUCUAACUGUGAUCUCUCAGGUUGUUGAGAUAAAGGAAGUAGAAGUUCGCUAGCUUCUGACGCUGCUCUGGGAUUGCAGCUGCCACUAGUAGCAGUCCGUGAUGGCGGCCUCAGCCUCCCUCUCGAUGGCGUCUCGCGCGGCCUUCGUUGCCAAGGCCAAUGACGCUCUCAAGCUCGGGAGUCCAGUUGCUGCUCAGAGCGCUCCCUUCCUGCCUCUCCGAUCUCGCACCCACAAUCUGAGGAAGCCUUCCGUUGGCCUGAAGCCCAAGGCCUGCAGGCUAGUGAAGACCUCAGCAGCCGUCGCCGCUCCCGUCUCCAGCCCUCUCUCGGAUCCCCAAGAGAGGGAGCGACUGGCUGAGGAGUAUGGCUUCCGACAGAUCGGCGAGCCGAUGCCCGACGAUAUCACUCUCAAGCAAGUCAUCGACUCGAUCCCGGCCGAGGCGUUUGAGAUCAACGAGUGGAAGGCGUGGAAGACGGUUUUCCUAACCCUCGCCGCCAUGGCGAUUGGAGAGGUGGCGAUCUACUAUUCGCCGUGGUAUCUUCUGCCGCUCGCCUGGGCCUGGACCGGCACCGCCUUCACCGGGUUCUUCGUGGUUGGUCACGACUGCGCGCACAAGGCGUUUUCGAAGAACAAGCUGGUGGAGGACAUCGUGGGCACCGUCAUGAUGGCGCCGCUCAUCUACCCGUACGAGCCCUGGAGAUUCAAGCACGACCGCCACCACGCCAAGACCAACAUGCUGGUGGAGGACACGGCGUGGCAUCCCAUGAUCCCGGGCAUGUACAAGAGGAUGAGCCCCGUCGGCCGCGCACUCAUGCAGACGUUUAUGGGCCCGCUCCGAUUCCUCGCCUCCAUCGGUCACUGGUGGAUUUACCACUUCGACCUAGAGAAGUUCCGGCCAAGCGAGGUGCCACGUGUCAAGGUGUCGCUCGCCGCUGUCACUGCCUUCGCGGUGAUUGGCUUCCCUCUCAUCAUCGCCAACUUCGGCAUCGACGGCUGGUUCAAGCUCUGGCUCAUGCCGUGGCUCGGCUUCCACUUCUGGAUGAGCACCUUCACCAUGGUGCACCACACCGCUCCCCACAUCCCUUUUAAGAAGCAAUCCGAGUGGAACGCUGCCCAAGCUCAACUCGGCGGCACUGUGCACUGCGACUACCCGUCCUGGAUUGAGGUUCUGUGCCACGACAUCAACGUGCACAUCCCUCACCACGUGUCCCAAAAGAUCCCCUCCUACAACCUGCGGCUGGCCAAUGAUUCACUCAGGAAGAACUGGGGCAAGUACAUGAAUGAGGCAUCGUGGAACUGGAGGCUGAUGAAGAACAUCUUCGUGGAGUGCCAUGUCUUCGAUAAAGAGAAGAACUACAUUCCCUUUGAUGCUCUUGAGAAGAGCGAGUCUCCAAUCCUUGGCGCCACCAGGAAAAUCAUGCCCAACACUUACACUAAGGGCCAGUGAACAUAGUUCUGGGAGGGGAUUUGUUUGAGGAUGGGUUAGUCAGUAGUUCCCACAUGGAAGCAGAAGUACAGUGCGCUGUCUGCUGCGCUUAAUGAUAAACAUGUGGGGAGUAAGAUGUCCUUGCAUAUGAUUUCUAAUGCAAUGGACGAUUUUUCACAACUGUUUCUGUGGAAAAGCUGUUGGGCAAUUAACAACAUGUCAAACAUGUGUAUUUGUCAUGUUUGUAUAGACUGUAUAGGGUCACCUCUUAGAGAGUACAACACUUAGGUAUAUCUUUGUGUACUCCCACUCUAUCUAUUA
Closterium sp. NIES-67 is the source of this 1844-nucleotide messenger RNA. The record is from the annotation of a GenBank genome assembly. NCBI's taxonomy places the organism in Eukaryota, Viridiplantae, Streptophyta, Zygnematophyceae, Desmidiales, Closteriaceae.